Molecule: messenger RNA, 3240 nt
Organism: Betta splendens (Siamese fighting fish)
Lineage: Eukaryota; Metazoa; Chordata; Actinopteri; Anabantiformes; Osphronemidae
Product: protein-L-isoaspartate O-methyltransferase domain-containing protein 2
Exons: 7
Coding region: 161-1450 (429 amino acids)
Biological process (GO): protein modification process
Cellular component (GO): cytoplasm
Molecular function (GO): protein-L-isoaspartate (D-aspartate) O-methyltransferase activity
Source: RefSeq, a predicted model, not a curated record
UCUGCGUGCGUAACGUCUGACGUCACGGCGUCAGCUGGCCGAAUGUUUACAUUCAGCAGUUGUGCUUCUGACUGAAGUCCCCGCUCAACAACAACAAACGGCCGAACGCGAGGAGAACGGCGGAGACGGAGGCCAUCGGUCGGCGUUCUGAGAAGUCAGGAUGGGUGGAGCUGUGAGUGCCGGCGAGGACAACGACGACCUGAUAGACAACCUGAAGGAGGCUUACUACAUCCGCUCGGACCUGGUGGAGCGAGCCUUUCGAGCCAUCGACCGGGCCGACUAUUACCUGGACGAGUACCGGGACAACGCUUACAAGGACCUGGCGUGGCGCCAUGGGAACAUCCACCUGUCGGCGCCGUGCAUUUACUCGGAGGUGAUGGAGGCGUUGGAUCUCCAUCCUGGCCUGUCCUUCCUCAACCUGGGCAGUGGGACCGGCUACCUCAGCACCAUGGUCGGCCUCAUACUGGGACCGCUGGGCGUGAAUCACGGCAUAGAGCUGCACGCCGACGUGAUCGACUACGCCUACCAGAAGCUGGACUCCUUCAUCAGGACCAGCGACAGCUUCGACAAGUUCGAGUUCUGCGAGCCGUCCUUCGUGGUGGGGAACUGCCUGGAGAUCCCCCCAGAGAGCCGCCAGUACGACCGGGUGUACUGUGGGGCCGGCGUGCAGAAGGAGCACGAGGACUACAUGAAGAACCUGCUCAAAGUGGGCGGCAUCCUGGUGAUGCCCCUGGAGGAGAAGCUGACCAAGAUCACCCGGACUGGGGUGAACAACUGGGAGACCAAAAAGAUCAUCUCCGUGUCCUUCGCUCCUCUCGUGCUGCCUAAACACAGCACCAACGGCAGACCCAAGACCGCCCCACUACCCAAGUACGAGGUGCGGACGCUGCAGGAGCUGGCUCGCAUCUGCAUCCGCCACACCCUGCGAGUGACGACGGACGGGGGCGACGGUCAGACGCGGGGCCGGGGCUCCUCCUUCAGCGUGGGCCGGGGUCUGGCCGUGGCCGGGCUCCACAAGUACGGGCCCCGCUUCAAGCGCCGCCGCGUCCACCGGCGCCACUGCAACGCGCUGGUCCUGGCCACGCGGCAGGUGGUGUCCAGCGGCGGCGUCGGCCCGGCGCCGCCGCUGGACACCAACAACAACCAGGGGGGGCGCGCGGAGGACGAGGAGGAGGCGGGGGAGCGGGAGGGGAGGCGGCAGGCGCGCGGAGCCAGGAGGGCGGGGAGAGGCCGGGCGGGGGGAGGAGGAGGCGUGGUGGUGGAGGAGGACGAGACGGUGGAGGAGGAGGACGAGGAGGAGGAGCCGGAGGAGGAGGAGGAGGAGGAGGAGAAGGAGACCGGGGAGCUGCUCCGGCCCCAGCCGGCUGUGAACAUCCUGAGGGAGCGGAUACUGGGCCUGCCCCUGCCGGAGCCCCUCAAGAUGUACCUGCUGUUCUACCGAGAGAAAUGAGCCCGGCGGAGCCACAACCAGGUCCUGAGUCCGAACCCAGAGCUCAAUGGCCAGAGCCUCUGUUACGACCCCAACCACAUGUACAAGGCAGGACAACACACCACCGUGGUCUCGCUCUCUCUCUCUCUCUCUCUCUCUCUCUCUCUCGCUCACUCGUCCUCAUCCUCUCCAUCACACAUUCUGCCCCCUACUCCCUGUUUUGUUGAGCCUCCCACCGUUCUUUACUUGAUUUGCUCCCUGACUACGUGGAGUCAGGAAAGGGGAGGAUGGAGACGAAACAGUUCCGCAAAUAAAUAGAAGUUAGCACGUCAAAGACACACAGUUGAUUAGUUUGCUCUGCACUUGUCUGUAAGUAGGAUUCUAGCGGCAUCGCUGGCUGAAUGAUGCUGAGGCUGGACGUGGCAUCCAAACAGUGUAGCAGCAGACGAAGAGCAGCUUCCCCACAAACCAAAAAGCAGUCAGUGAGCUCCUUUCUGUCCAAAGGAGUGUGCGAUGAUUGUACUCGCGUCGUGUGGACGCUGGUUUGUCCACACGAGCUCUGUCACGGUGCGGAAACGGUGCGUUUAUUGUCCACAGGACGUGAAUAAGUGCGCUGGAGCUCAACUGUCUGGAUGCAGGAGAGAUGCGCAUUCAGAGGUUCCUCCUGCGUCACAUUUAAUAUUGUAGCUACAGCCAGUGACCAAGGCAGCGGCAGCUGUGAGUAUUUCCAGUAAUUCCCAAAUAAAAUAGGAGCUUUGCCCCGAGCCCUCAGACCUUCUAAGCAUUUCUGUAUCUCAGUUUCAAAAGCUUUUUUUGUUAAAUUUUUUUUUUAGGAAAAAGUUGAUGUAGUGUUUUUUCUAUGAACACGUCUCAUAGAGAGUUAGUGUUGGUCGUACAACCUUCAUGUCUGAACAAAGGGCAGCCUCACUGUCUCUUCCAUCACCAAGACUAUUAACCAAGUGAAUGACCGUAAAAUAGUACAUACUAAUAUUCAGAUUUACGUCAGUAAACCAUGAAAUAAAAGCAUGAAAUAAAAAAUACACACACACUAACUGUUCUUGAUGACUGACUGCAGGUUUUCUCUCACUGUGCUCUCAUGUUUGGUUGCUUGUUUUCUGAGACUUGAAGUGGCGUGUACAUAUUGUUUUUUAUUUGAAGUAAUAGGAUACUUUUGUAUGUAGACACAUCUUUUAUUCCAUUGUUGGGUGGUAGUUUGCAGCUGAACGGGGCAUUACUCUUUCGUACCAAACUCUGCUCCCAUCGGUGCCAAACUUUGGUUGCUUGGACUACGUUUCAUUGUGAGCGGUAACAGCAGGAAGAAAGACUGACCAUUUGUUGUUAAAGCUGCUCCAUAACCACUGAGAUAACUCUUUGUUUUUUAAAGCCCAGCAUCGCUCCUGUUUGUCAGUUUGUGUCUGAGGAAUGUCUGUGUUGAAUAGCCAAGCGAUCUUAAUUACAGAUUUGUAGUUAAAUUACGUGCGUGAUCUCACCAAUAGGAGGACUUUGAAUGUGUGCAGCUGAUCCAACCCUGAAAGGCAGCAUCCUCCCAUCACGCCCUCGGAGUGAAGUCGUGCUCCACUCUCGUGUUUCUAGUGCUGCUGGAUCUGAUUUUGGCCGUACGCCAUCCAUUCCUCUCCACUUACAGCUCCACUCAUGUUCAGUUGCUGUGCAGUUGUGAUCCUUCGCUGAAUGUACAUGGUGCAUUUUUUGGGUACUUCACAUGAAGUUUUUGGUGAGAUUGACUUGCUUCUUGUUUUUAAAACUUGCUGUAUUAUUGAGUGCAGUUAAUAAAGUCCGUUAUACAAAAGGAA